GUGUUUAUGUUGAGAGAGAAAGAGGGUAAGAGUAUCCCAAUAACUUUCAAGGUGGUAGGAGGUAGGAGCUGCUUGGUUGAAUUCUGCCGUGGCCGUGCGCUUGCCUAUAUACUGUAAAUCGUGGAGUUUCAUUUUGACACCGUAGCUUGCAAAAGUCGGCACAGUGCAGCGGACCUCAUGCACAAUUAUGUCAUCUGGAAAAGAUAGAGACGGCGCCUUUGGAAAACCCUGAAUGUCGUCGGCGAUGGACAAACAAAAAGAUCAUCUCUCUCCAGUGCUGAACCGGCUAGUCUCAGACCUGCAGUCCUUUCUGCUGGUCCUGGACAGUGAAAACCUCAGCUACAUCGCUCAGGCUCAGAAGAAGUCCAUUUCGGAUUUGCUCACCAAGCUACAGGAUGCCCCUGUGGAAGAUGCAGAAUACAUGAUCAUGAACUGUCCAUCUGGAGCAGCUAACAGCGAUCUCAGGGAAAAUCGGUCAUCAGACACAGGUGGCCUCCCGGCCAAGGCUGACCUCAACCACGUCCAAGAGCCGUCGUCCACCGCCUCGGCUGAGUGGCUGCUGAAGGGGAGCCUGGCCCCUGUGGUAGCUCCUGAGCCCUCGGAGGAUGAGGACUGCUAUGAAGAGGCAGAACCCUUUGUCCCACCCAGCCAGCCCUCAGAUGUGGUGGACUCAGACAGCAGUCACUACGAGUCAUACGGUGAGGAGGAGGAGGAGGACGACUUUGUGAAGGACCGGGCUCACUACAUCCAGUGGACUGCCUCCCAGCCCUGUCUACGGCCAGUCCCCGAGUCACGCAUAUGUGGCUACCUCUGGAGGAAGAAGUGGCUGGGCCAGUGGACCAAGCAGCUCUUCAUCAUCCGCAACCACCUCCUCCUGUGCUACAAGUGUGCCAAGGACCUAAACCCACUGCUUGAGCUGAGCCUGAAGGGCUGCCAUGUGGUCUACAAGUCAAAGCACAGCAAGAAGAUGCAGCACGAACUGAAGGUGGUGGCCAGCUCAGACACAGUGGUCAUGGGCUUCCAGAGCUGCCAGCAGGCCGAGGAGUGGCGGAAGAUAAUUGAAGAGGUAAGCGGCUCCUCCUACUAUGAGAAGGAAUCCCACAGCUCCUCAUCAUUGCUCAAGUGUGACAGGCAGGACUCUUGCAGGUCAAGUACAAUCCUUCAUUCAGACUCAGAUGAAGACAAGCUGUCGGGUCUGCCCUCAGCCGUCAGUAGUGUAGAAAUUAAAGAUAAGGGUCUCCUGAACGUGCUGAUGAACUGCCAGUGGCAGAGUCUGUGGUGCCAGGUGGAGGAUGGGGUGCUGAAGAUGUUCCGGGACGAGGUGUGUGAGGAGAGCCCCCAGUACAGCGUGCAGCUGAGGGGCUGUGAGGUGCGGCCCGGCCCCAUCACUGCCCAGGCCUACCGUAUCACGGUCACGCAACACGGAGACCAGCUGGCAGUGCUGGAGGCCAGCUGUUCAGAUGAGAAAGAGCGCUGGGUCCAGCUCCUGCAGGAUGGGAGCACCAGUCAGGCUGAUGCUCUGUAUGAGCGCCUGGACACCACACUGGACACUCGCACUGAAGGAGGGCUCAGUGGUCUAAUGGCACGCAGGUUCCCAACCUCCAACAUGUACAUAGAUGACCCAUUUCACCAGCUAUGUGGAGCAAGCCAUUCCCAGCCCAUCUACUCCAACUCUUCCAUUAUGGAUGACAUGUUCCAGAAGUCUCAAAAUACUUCCAAGGGAGAUUCUGUAAUUUCCAAAGAAAUCUACUGCAACAACGAAGUCUUUUCCAACCACAGCAGGAAACCGACGGGUGACUCUGAACGUGGGGUUGAGAAGCUGGACCUGACCGGAAAGAGGAGGGUACAGCUGAGAGCUGGGUCUGAGAUGAAUCUGGUGACAGUAGGGAAGCCAGCUAAGCGCACCUCCUUCAGGCAGUCUCUGGCUUUCUGCACAGAGAGAGCACAGGGAGGGUUCCUGACUCCCCUGCUGCGGAGGACGGCCUCUGCAAAAAACUCCCUGAAACGAGCGCCAUCUGCCCUCUUCAUUGAGAAGGGCAAGGUCUUCCAGAAGAGGAAGGUAUGAGGAAUGGGAGACGAAGACUUCUGCUUAAGACUGGACAGCCAGUUACCUACACCUUGUACACAUUCCCUUACUUGUAUAAGUAUAUAUUGCACUGAAUAUAUUAUUACUGUGCAUGUGGAUCAUGCACUUGUUUUUUUAUUUUGAUCUUUUUUGAUACUUUUGUAUUAAUUAAGAACACCUGAAUAUGUUUUUGACUUAUGUUUUCCUCUUUAGUUCAUUCUUUGUAAUAUAAAAUAUGCUAUCCUUUCUGAUGGGAAGCGACCUCCCCUAUGAACGAUGCACUCCCUCUCCAUUACAACUACUAAUAUUUGCAAGGCUAUAUCCUUCCUUUCAUCACGAUGUUAAUAUAAUUUGUGCUGUGCUGUGAAAACUAAACACAGAACUGACAAAUUGUGGCUGAGACAUUCUUUUUGGUGCAGUUAUUUUCCUGUUUUUUCUAAUGUUUUCUGUGAGUUGUGAGGUUGCAACAGUCAGUUGCAACCUGCAUUAGCCUCUUCAUUUUCAGGCCAAGACAUAGCUAUCAUGCACUGUUCCUUUCACUAAACUGCACCUGCAGCAACCAACCCACUGUACUGAAAUAAAAUAUGAAUUGAUGGGAAAUGACUUAUCAGGUGCCAUUUCACAUUUCAUAUGUGAAUCGUCUUUAUUUGUCCCCUGAAAUAAAGUCCUAUCAUUAAAAGAUGGUGUGUCAUGGAACAAUAUUGAGUGUGUCAGUCAAUGUCUGUUCUCUGCUUAUGAAAGGGCUGCUUCCAUAAACAAGUCAUUCAAAUACUUUAUUAAUAUUCAGGUUUCCCUUGAGACUAGCCUGUGGUAUACUGAUAUAAUAUCAAAUCAGUCUUCAUUUAUGAAAGAUGCAUUGAUAAGUGUGGCUGACCUGACACGGCCAAGAGCAUUAAACAUAAUUAUGGCUCUGUCAAUAGGCAUAAUGACAACGUGUGUAUUUUUUCAAUAAACAAAUGUUGGAUAAGGUCA
Conger conger (European conger) is the source of this 3037-nucleotide messenger RNA. Its product is annotated as actin filament-associated protein 1-like 2. Gene Ontology annotation, molecular function: SH2 domain binding; SH3 domain binding. The transcript has 16 exons. The coding region runs from base 233 to 2065 and encodes 610 amino acids. Gene Ontology annotation, cellular component: cytosol. NCBI's taxonomy places the organism in Eukaryota, Metazoa, Chordata, Actinopteri, Anguilliformes, Congridae. Gene Ontology annotation, biological process: positive regulation of DNA-templated transcription; regulation of mitotic cell cycle; positive regulation of epidermal growth factor receptor signaling pathway. The record is from RefSeq and is a predicted model, not a curated record.